CGCUAAGUUGACUACUUGUUGAUCGCAUCAUCAUGUGAGAGCAAUACCCGGCGGAAGCCUGAAAUAUUUAAUAUUUUUGUCACAACCGGUAUUUCAAGUCACAGCCUGUCUUAACUAAUCACUCCGAUUGAUCGGAUUCAGAAGGACCAUCGCUACCACUAGCAUGGAUUCACCUUGGGAGGAAGACCCACCAGCAGAUUAUGCUCUUGAAGCAGACUGGUCAAAACUCUGUAAUGAGUUCACAAACUCUGGAUACCGAGAAGGGAUAAUCGUAGGCAAGGAAUCCGCACUUCAAGAGGGUUUCGACGCCGGUUUUGCGCAUGUAGGAGUUCCGAUAGGCCGUGAUUUGGGAUCAAUGCGUGGCGUAAUCUCUGCGAUCACAUCAUUUUUGAGCUCAAAAAACCAAAAAGACUCGACAACUCUAACAACGGCACGCACGAUAUCAUCUUCGCUCGCAGGCGUUCGCUUCUCAGAUAUCGUUCCUGUCGAUCAGGAAGCAGUGCAACACGCCAGAGAGCAUCUUGAUGCAAACGAUGAUCCAAUCGGACAGAGUGAGGAACUUUUGCAGAAGAGAGAGAUGGAGGGGUUAGAAGAUAUGCUACAAAGGCUGACUGCUGGCGCUACAAGUAAACCAUCGCAGGGUAGGCCAACUAAAGAGGACGUGAUUCGUUUGAAGGAGGGUGUUCUAACGCUGAGCGACCAGCUGGGUUUGCAUAUCACACCCUAGUUUAGGGUCAGGGUUACAAUGACACGUACACAUACAAUGUUAACUUAGUAAAUACACUCAAACUUAUCCAACAACAUCACCUUUA
Molecule: messenger RNA, 812 nt
Organism: Suillus bovinus
Lineage: Eukaryota; Fungi; Basidiomycota; Agaricomycetes; Boletales; Suillaceae
Exons: 2
Coding region: 164-727 (187 amino acids)
Source: RefSeq, a predicted model, not a curated record